AGGCCAAAGGUCGCAAACAACAUGGCGGAACGCACAGAGAGGAAGAGCGGUGUUUAGAGUUGCUUCUCUGCAAAACAUUAAAUGAUGUUACUGAAAUUUCAACAUUUCAGAAUCAUUCCACAAAUAAAAACAUGAGAAAAUGGAUUAGAUUGAUGCUCAGGGUUUGAGUGAAUAAACCGCGGAGUGAUGAAUCGCAAGAAAGACAAGGGCUUUGAGAGCCCGCGACCUUAUAAAUUGACCCAUCAGGUUGUCUGCAUCAACAACAUUAACUUUCAGAGGAAGUCUGUUAUUGGUUAUGUGGAGCUUACCAUCUUUCCUACAGUGGUAAACCUGAAUCGGAUCAAAUUAAACAGCAAACAGUGCCGAAUCUACAGGGUGAGAGUGAAUGAUCUCGAAGCUCCUUUCAUUUACAAUGACCCCACGCUGGAGGUCUGCCAUCAUGAAUCCAAACAGAGGAACCUUAACUACUUCUCCAGUGCUUACACAGCAGCUGUUAGUGCUGUGGACCCAGAUGCUGGGAAUGGCGAGCUUUCCAUUAAAGUUCCGUCAGAGCUCUGGAAGCAGGGAGAUGAGAUGAAAGUUUUAAAAGUGUACAUUGAGUUCUCACUGGACCAGCCAAAGGGAGGACUGCACUUCGUAGUACCUGAUGUGGAAGGAAGUAUGGCAGAAAGAGCGGCCCACGUCUUUUCCUUCGGCAACCAGAAUUCCACACGGUUCUGGUUUCCAUGUGUAGACUCGUACUCAGAGCUGUGCACGUGGAAGCUGGAGUUCACUGUAGAUGCCUCUAUGGUGGCGGUGUCCUGUGGGGAUCUAGUGGAGACCGUCUACACCCAUGACAUGCGCAAGAAAACCUAUCACUACAUGCUUCCCAUUCCGACUGCGGCCCCGAACAUCUCUUUGGCUGUGGGGCCCUUCGAAAUUCUGGUUGAUCCCUACAUGCAUGAGGUGACUCAUUUUUGCCUGCCUCAGCUUCUUCCCUUGCUGAAGCACACCAUGUCCUUCCUGCAUGAGAUCUUUGAGUUUUAUGAGGAGAUCCUCACCUGCCGCUACCCAUACUCUUGCUUCAAGACCGUCUUUGUGGACGAGGCGUAUGUGCAGCUCUCAUCUUAUGCAUCCAUGAGUAUUUUCAGUACCAACCUCCUGCACAGCGGUAUGAUCAUAGAUCAGACUCCUCUCAGUAGACGUUUCCUGGCCCAGGCUUUGGCCCAGCAGUUCUUUGGAUGCUUCAUCUCUAGAAUGUCCUGGGCGGACGAGUGGGUUUUAAAAGGAAUAUCAGGAUACAUUUAUGGUCUCUACCUGAAGAAAACGUUUGGAGUCAAUGAAUACCGUCACUGGAUCAAGGAGGAACUGGACAGGAUUGUGGAAUAUGAGCUGAAGAUGGGAGGAGUCUUGCUGCAUCCCACUUUCUCUGGUGGAAAAGAAAAAGACAAUCCAACACCCCACCUUCACUUUUCUAUCAAACACCCCCACACGCUGUCCUGGGAAUAUUAUAAGAUGUUCCAGUGCAAAGCUCACCUGGUGAUGAGGCUCAUUGAGAACAGAAUCAGCAUGGAGUUCAUGCUUCAGGUGUUUAACAAGCUCCUAAGUCUGGCCAGCACAGCAUCGUCCCAAAAAUAUCAGUCUCACAUGUGGAGUCAGAUGCUGGUGUCCACCUCUGGAUUCCUUAAGUCUAUCUCCAACGUGUCGGGAAAGGACAUCGGACCCCUCAUCAAGCAGUGGGUAGACCAGAGUGGGGUGGUCAAAUUUUUCGGCAGCUUUGCCUUCAAUAGAAAAAGAAACGUACUGGAGCUAGAGAUCCGUCAGGACUACACAUCUUCUGGCACUCAGAAAUACGUGGGCCCAAUUAAAGUGACCGUGCAGGAGUUGGAUGGUUCAUUUAACCACACCCUACAGAUAGAGGAGAACAGUUUGAAACAUGACAUUCCCUGUCAUUCCAAAAGCAGAAGGAACAAGAAAAAGAAAAUCCCUCUGAUGAAUGGAGAGGAAGUAGACAUGGACUUAUCAGCCAUGGAUGCUGACUCUCCUCUGCUGUGGAUACGGAUCGAUCCGGACAUGUCGAUCCUGCGGAAGGUGGAGUUCGAGCAGGCGGAUUUCAUGUGGCAGUAUCAGCUGCGCUAUGAGAGGGACGUGGUGGCCCAGGAAGAGUCUAUUUUAGCACUGGAGAAGUUUCCCACAGCUGAUUCACGACGCGCUCUCACUGACAUACUGGAGCAGGACCAGUGCUUCUAUAAAGUCCGCAUGCAGGGAUGCUUCUGUCUGGCUAAGAUUGCUAAUUCUAUGGCGAGCACAUGGAUGGGUCCACCAGCCAUGAAAUCUCUCUUCACGCGCAUGUUCUGCUGCAAAAGCUGCCCGAAUAUUGUCAAGACCAACAACUUCAUCAACUUUCAAAGCUACUUUCUGCAAAAGACCAUGCCAGUGGCCAUGGCUCUGCUCAGAGAUGUCCAAAACCUUUGUCCCAAAGAUGUCCUGAACUUCAUAUUGGACCUCAUUAAAUACAACGACAACCGGAAAAACAAGUUUUCUGAUAACUAUUAUCGUGCUGAGCUGAUUGAUGCCUUGACAAACUCGCUGACACCUGCCAUCAGCAUUAAUAAUGAGGUGCGCACAGUGGACAACUUGAACGCAGAUGUUCGUCUGAUUUUGGAGGAAAUCACACGCUUCCUAAACAUGGAAAAACUGCUGCCGAGCUACCGGAACACCAUUACUGUCAGCUGCUUGCGGGCCAUUCGAAUGCUACAGAGGAACGGCCAUAUUCCCAGUGACCCCAGUCUGUUUAAGUCCUACGCCCAGUACGGCCACUUUGUGGAUGUAAGGAUUGCAGCACUGGAGGCUGUAGUGGACUACACCAGAGUUGAGAGAUGCUCAGAUGAACUGCAGUGGCUUCUGGAUCUUGUGCAGAAUGACCCAGUGCAUUACAUAAGGCAUAAGAUCCUGAGCAUGCUGGCCAAAAAUCCACCCUUCACUAAAGCUGCAGAGUCUUCGUUGUGCAAUGAAACUUUAGUGGACCAACUGUGGAAGUUGAUGAACUCAGGUACUUCUCAUGACUGGCGUCUGCGCUGUGAUGCGGUGAAUCUGUAUUACGCUCUGUUUGGUCUGACCCGUCCAUCCUGUCUACCGCUGCCUGAGCUGGGUCUCGUGUUGAACCUGAAGGAGAAGAAAGCCGUUCUCAACCCCACCAUCAAACCUGAGCAGGGCUCUGGAGGUCCAGAGGUGACUGCUAGCAUGACCUUCACCAGCACUGUGAAGCUGGAGGAGGAGCAGCAUGUUGUCAUUGAGCCAGCAUUGAGUGGUGUUGCCAUGGCCCCGCAGGGUUUAAAGAGGAAGGCGGAGACUCCGUUAGGUUCAUCGCCUGAACCGGGACAGAUUAUGCAGGAGGAGCCCAUUGUUAAACUAUCUGUCAAGGGCAGAUUCCCAGGAACGCAGGAAGAGGAAGAUAUUGAUAUGGACACAGUUCAUGACAGCCAGGCUUUCAUCUAUCACCAUCUGAACAUGCUGGAGAGACCUUCAACUCCAGGUAAAGAACCAUCGUCAGUGGAGCAGGCCAUAUUGUCCAUGCCAGGAACACCAAUGCCCCUACUGAGUAAAGAGAGCCUGUCCUCCAAACAUGGAGAUCACCACCACCAUCAUCAUCAUCACCACCACGAGCACAAGAAGAAGAAGAAGAAACAUAAGCACAAGCAUAAACACAAACACAAGCAUGAGAGUAAAGACAGAGAUUCUCACGCCUUCAGUAAUAGCCCCGCCAGUGGCCGCUCCAUUCGUUCACCAUCUAUGUCUGACUAAAAAUACACAUUUUAAGGCGUAUUUUUUAAUAGUUUUAUUUAGUUAAUUAUGUUUUACCCAAUAAACAUCAGAUACCCAGAAUGCACUGCAGUUGAAGGAAUGGUUUACCUUAAAAUGUCUCGACUUACUCCUGUUUAUGUUGUUUGGAGCCUAUAUGCUGUUGUUUUUUCUGUGGAAUACAAAACUAUACGUUUAAAUAAUAAUUGAAGUUCAUAGUGACCAGUGUACUAUUUAUACUAGGUCAGAUAAGUUUUCUGAAGCCAUGUGACAAUUGUGUGCUUCACAAGACUUAAAAGUGGUAGUGCUGCUUUUUGGGAGCUUGACAACUCUGUUACGUUGAACUGUCAUUGUUUGUCAAGAGCUCCAGAGAUUUCCUCUAAAAAAUUCAACUUUUGAGCAUGCUUAAAACAACACUGGGGUAAACAUCUACAGUUUCAUUAUAAGGUACUGUUCUAUUAAAUGCUGUUAGCUUUUUUCAUGACUUGCUUUUUAGUUCAUCUGUUCUUUAUUUUAGCUUUGGGGAGCCACCAUGUACCCCAUCUCUUUAAUGACCCCACAUAAAAGCAGGUUUUGUGGUCAACUGACCACGCGUGAAGUUGCCCGGUUUGUGGCCGCUGAGUCACAAAAAUAAAGAUUUACACAGUUUCACCACGAGGUUAAUCCCACCACUGUCUCUCAAGGUAAAUGUCAACAUUCUGCAAGUACUUUUUUAUAAGGGAACAUUUAACUUCAUAAGCUCUGUGGUCUGUUAACCCCUUGUAAUCUUUCCAAUGGUGCUUCAUUGGCCACUGAAAACUGUAAAGGGUCAGUGAAUCUAGUUUUUUUUAUUUUGGUCACUAAAUUGCUUUAGAUAUGUACUUUAUUUUGGGCCAUAACUCGUUUUUGUAAGUUUCACUUCUUUACCCCAUCAUGUGUUUUUUAUGUGUUAUUGUAGCAAUUUUAUAAUUCAGUAAUGCAGAUGUUGAAACUAAGUUUUCUUGUUCAUUAGCAUGUUUUUAUAUAAACCCAUAAAGAGACUUAAAAAACA
Misgurnus anguillicaudatus (oriental weatherfish) is the source of this 4810-nucleotide messenger RNA. NCBI's taxonomy places the organism in Eukaryota, Metazoa, Chordata, Actinopteri, Cypriniformes, Cobitidae. The record is from RefSeq and is a predicted model, not a curated record.